Messenger RNA from Laetiporus sulphureus 93-53, 5245 nucleotides. RefSeq names its product Sec7-domain-containing protein. Gene Ontology annotation, molecular function: guanyl-nucleotide exchange factor activity. NCBI's taxonomy places the organism in Eukaryota, Fungi, Basidiomycota, Agaricomycetes, Polyporales, Laetiporaceae. Gene Ontology annotation, biological process: regulation of ARF protein signal transduction. Bases 325 to 4797 code for a protein of 1490 amino acids. The record is from RefSeq and is a predicted model, not a curated record. The transcript is spliced from 19 exons.
GUUGCAGCAUCACCUUUCGCCUAUCCAACAGCACUCUUCCACGACCACCAUAGCCUGGGCGAUUCCUCAACGUCAUACGCUACGACUGCAGAAUAACGUCUCCCGCCGGAGUAGAUGCGCCCGCGAUCGUGACACGUACGACUGAACGAGUUACCGUGGAUUUACCGAAAGCGAUCGCCAGAACCAUCUUCGCUCUUUCACUCGGUAAUAAAGACCACAAGACUCUGGAGUCCCUCCACUACAUAUAGCUCUCUGUCUUGAGGAGGCUGGUACUUCAGGCCUCGUUGUGACUUUCACCGCUGGUCUUCUGGCACCACAUCUGCGAUGAAUCCUGCCUACCUUGGAAUGCCCCAUACGGGGUCUGUGUCGAUGAAACACAUCCUUCUCUCCGAGAUCCUCUCUGUCACUUCGGUGAUGCGCAAGAACUCCCGCUGGGCACUCUCCACCCACUCGCACACCACGCGCGAAUCCGUGCUCGCAAGCAGCCUUGGACUACGGCGCAUGAGGCAUUAUGCAGAGAGCAACUCGAUGCGCCGUGGAACCACCGAGCAGGAGCUCAUGGCGGGCUUCCAGGAUCUCAAGCGCGUCGUAAAGGACGCAGAUGAUGUACGAUUACUUCCACUAACCACACUGCUGUCGCCCUUCUCUGCAAUAAUCCGAUCGCCGCUCUCCACCGGGCCCAUCACCUCGACCGCCCUGUCCUCCCUACACAGCCUUUUCGUAUGCGGCCUGAUCGACCCGGCAUCCGACGCGCUACAGCCUGCACUCGCCGAACUCAGCAAUGCAAUAUCGCGCUGCAAGUUCGAGACGAGCGACUCGUCCGGCGACGAGGUCGUCCUGCUCAAAAUCAUGGCCGUCAUUCAGGACGCGAUGUGCGGGCCGGUGGGGGACAUGCUCGGAGACGUGGAGGUGUGCGAGAUGCUGGAGACGGUGUUGACAACGUGUUGCCAGAUGCGCCUUAGCGAAAUCCUACGGCGCUCAGCGGAGGCAACAAUGCACGCGUUGGUGAGGACGGUGUGUUCGCGACUGCAUGUACUCGACCCUGCCGAGGAGGAAGCCAAGCUGGCGGACAACGGCUAUGAUGCGGAAGAACAGGACGGGAAGAUGAACGUGGCAUCGAAGUUAACUGAAGGUGGCCAUGAUGCUGAUACCACAGAGAUUGCAGUGGGGCCUGCAAGUCCGACGCUUGCACGACCACAAUAUGGCCUCGCGUCGAUUGUUGAGCUGUUGCGUGUCGUCAUCAAUGUCCUGGACCCCAACGACCAAAUGCACACCGACUCAAUCAGAAUCACCGCUCUUCGGAUCCUCAACGUCCUCUUCGAGUCGUCCGGCAGCCGGAUCUGCGAGUUCCCGUCUCUUUCGGCGCUCGUCGUCGACCAAGGCUGCAAGUUCGUCUUCCAGCUCGCACGGUCGGAAAAUCAGCUCGUGCUGCAGACGACGCUGCGCGCGAUCGCGACGAUGUUCGAGACGAUGCGACCGAAACUAAAACUGCAGCAGGAGCUCUACCUCGCAUUCACCAUCGACCGACUCGCUCCGCCGCCGCCUACAAGGGCACAUUCGGGACUGGGAAGAAAGUCGGCGUCGGCGUCGCCGCGCCCGUCGACACCUGCCGAGUUGGACUCGGAGAAGGCGCCGGCGACGCCGCGGCUGCUGGUUGCGCCUGCACGGGGCGACACGCGUGAGCUGCUGCUCGAGACGUUAAGCCAGAUCUCGCGGCAUCCGAGCUUCAUGGUAGAUUUAUACGUCAACUAUGACUGCGACAUGAAUUGCGAGAACAUGUUUGAACGACUGAUCGAGUUCGCCACCAAGGGCAUAUACCCGGUCGAAGGAAUGAACGGACACGAAGCGCGGCUGCAGAAUGCACAGGACCUCUGUCUAGAUCUUAUCCUGGCAUUCGUGAACCACAUGGCCUCUCGCGCCGAAGGUAAUAGCGACGCCUGGCCACCUAACUUCACGCGCCCGGAAGAACUGCUGGCAAUGAAAUCGCGCAAAAAACUGGUGCUGACGGGUAUGGCGCGCUUCAACGCGAAGCCAAAGACGGGGCUAUCGUUCUUGGAGGAGAACCGACUGAUCUACACGGACCCGGCCGAGCCACGGCCGAUCAGCCUCGCGAAGUUCCUGAAGAACUCGGCGCGCAUCGACAAGCGGCUGCUUGGCGACUUUCUGUCCAAGCCGGAGAGCAUCGACGUGCUGAAGGCAUUCAUGAGCCUGUUCGACUUCCAGGAUAAAUCCGUGGCCGAUGCAAUGCGAGAGUUGUUAGAGACCUUCCGCCUGCCGGGAGAGUCACAGCAGAUCAACAGGAUCACAGAGACCUUUGCGGAGGUGUACUUCGCGGCAGAACCAGCUGAGGUCAAGUCCCAAGAUGCCGUCUAUGUACUGGCGUACUCGAUCAUCUUGCUCAAUACAGACCUGCACAACCCACAAAUAACGAAAAGAAUGACGAUCGACGAUUACAAGCGCAACCUGAAGGGCGUGAAUGAUGGCUCGGACUUUUCAUCGGAAUAUUUGCAAAAUAUCUAUGACUCCAUACGUAAGCGGGAGAUUAUCAUGCCCGAAGAACAUACCGGUCAAGCUGGGUUUGAGUAUGCGUGGAAGGAGUUAUUGACACGGUCUCGGCAAACCGGCGAGCUGAUGAUGUGCAAUACAUCUCUGUUUGACAUGGACAUGUUCAAGACAGUCUGGAGGCCCAUUGUGUCAGCCAUUGCGUACGCGUUCAUCACCUUCGAUGAUGACUACAUCAUCGAGCGCGCCAUCGCCGGAUUCCGACAAUGUGCGACGCUUGCGAGACACUUCGGAAUGGCAGACGUCUUCGACUACGUCGUUGUGCAGCUGUCUCAGGCGACUGGCCUUAUCUCGGAAGUGUCCUUAUCACAGGUGCCCAACUGGCCUACAGUUGAGGUGGACGGACAGUCCGUCACGGUUUCGUCGUUGUCAGUGAAGUUUGGGACAAAUCUGAAGGGACAGCUUGCGGCAGUGGUACUCUUCAACAUCGUCAACGGAAAUGGCAAUGCUUUGCGCGAUGGCUGGAUGCAGAUAUUCGAAAUGUUUCAGACGCUAUUCCUGCACUCACUGCUUCCUACGCGUAUGCUGCAGAUGGAAGACUUCCUUGGAGGCGUCUCCAUGAUCCCUCUACGCCGAAGUCAGCCUGUGCGACAGGCACCGAGAUCUGAUGGGCUGCUGUCAGCGCUGUCGUCGUACUUGAUGACCCCGUACAGCUCUAGUGCGGAGACGCUGGUCCCGGAGGCGACCGAAGCAGAUAUAGAGAACACCCUCUGCACGAUCGACUGCAUCACGUCGUGCAGACUGGACGAGCUAUACAGUCAGAUAACGUCGUUGGACUCGGAAGCGUUAGUAUCUGCGACCCGUGCACUGGAAGCACUCGCACAUGAACGCACCGUCGCGCGACUCAAGCAGGAGUCUGAUGACGUGCCGUCGGGGUCGAGCACGCCUGAAGGACCCUACACGCUGCCAUAUGACCCUGCUUCUGUAUUCCUGUUGGAGACGAUGAUUAGUGUUGCGUGUCAGACGUCGCAAUAUAUUGAUGACAUCUGGCCAGUGCUAUUCGAACAUAUAUCUGUCCUGCUGUCAACACCGACACAGUACUCGAUUCUUCUCAUUGAACGAGCUGUCGUAGGAUUGCUUCGACUGUGUUAUAUAUUGGCAGGAAAGCCGUCGCUCCGAGAUCAAGUAUUCGUUUCCUUUGACCUUCUCGCAAGCCUCCCAGCAUCUGUGGCGAGCGCUGUCGCCGAGCAAGUGAUGAUAGGUCUGUCAAGGAUUGUACAGGACUACAAGGACAUCAUCCACUCCCAAACGGAGUGGAAUCUCUUCUUUGCUCUCAUUCGUGUGACAAUACCGCACUCAGAGGCUUCUCGCCAGUCAUUCGAGCUCAUCACUGCACUUGCUGCUGACGGUCCAGAGCAGCGUGUCACGUCAGACAACUUUCAGGGCCUCGUAGUCGUGCUAGAUGAGUACGCUACUGCAGCAAGCAUCGCGGUUGAUGCUCAACAACAAGGCCGUCGAACGCAGGCGCUGAACGCUUCCAACUCACCGAUAGUGGAUCGGGGCAAGAAGGCCGUGGACGUGUUGGCCGAUCUCAAGAAAUUCUGGGCACAGUUCAGUGAAACACCUGGCAUAUCGCACGACCAAAUUUGGCGGAAUUACUGCCUGCCAUUGGUCACAUCGCUUGGACGGCAGUCAACAAACGUUUCGCGCGAGAUCAGACACUCCGCAUUGGUACACCUGCAGCGCAUCCUUUUGGGACCGUAUCUCCCGCUCGACCACGCUGAUCACACCCAAGUUGAGGAGCUUUUCAAUCGGGUCAUUUUUCCUCUGUUAGAUGAGCUGUUGAAGCCGCAGGUGCUGAUGCGCGACCCACUCAGCCUCCCUGAGACUCGUCUGCGUGCAUCUGCACUGCUAUGCAAAGCAUUCAUGCAUCUGGAGGCGCGUGAAGGGCAACAGGCCGACAUCCGCGUGCUGUGGAUUGAGGUGCUGGACCUCUUGGAUCGGCUCAUGCAUGUUGAUAGGCGAGAUCAAUUGCAUGAAGCCAUUCCAGAAUCACUCAAGAACAUCAUACUCGUUAUGAACGCCACUGGUCUGUUGGUACCGCCUUUGGAGCCUGACGAGCGAAAUGAACGGCAGAAAUCCCUGUGGGCGGCCACUCAGGAGAGAGUCGAGCGUUUCCUGCCAGGAUUCUUGAUGGAAAUACUCUCCGCACCCACAUCCCCGCGGACACGUCCGCUUUCACAAAUCUUGCAAUCAGCCGGCGCAUCGGUGCCCGCAUCACCUGUCCCCUCGUAGGACUCCGUAUAUCCCUUCGCAUCGUUCUCGAGUGUCAUCGCGUAUUGAUGAAUACCCGCAUUGUCACAUUUGAUGGACACUGGCCCCAUCGUGUACACCAAUUUGACUACGCACGGAAGCAAACAGCAGGAUCAAAGGAUAUGGUGGAAGAACAACUGCCCAUAGCAUUAGUCCCAUCGUGGGCGACCGAGGGAGAUAUUACAGUGCAGAUUACAGAACGAGAGCAUCCGACACGGGCAUACACCAAUGAAGCAAAUAGCAAAUAGCUGAACAGCCAAAUAGAAAAUAGGCAAUAGUGGGACGUGAGGGAUUAAGAGAAGCAGCUUGAUCAACCGAGGCUCUGCAAAUACGAAAGAAAAAUCAGAGACGGAGAUUGAGACAGACGGCAUUGAGACACAGGACGUAUCCUUAUUGUUGAUGUUAUUAUUGAUGAGUCGAUCAUGCACGC